ACGCGCGGUUGUAAAGAGUGAGAGAGAGCGAAGAGCGCCGGCUCGGCCGCCUGUCAGUGUUCGUUGGCGCUUCCUGCCGGGCUAGCGGGGUCGCCUAGGAGACGGCCGCGGUCGCGCCGACGGAGCCUCCCCAUGGCAGCGGCGGCAGGCCAGGGUGGGGCGAUGGGCCCUCUGGUGGGGGCCAUCGACCAAGGGACCAGCUCCACGCGCUUCUUGGUUUUUAAUGCAGACACAGCUGAAUUGUUGAGUCACCACCAAGUAGAAAUCAAACAGAAAUUUCCGAAAGAAGGGUGGGUAGAACAAGAUCCAAAGGAAAUACUACAAUCUGUCUAUGAAUGUGUGGAAAAAACAUGUGAGAAACUGAACCAUCUGAAUGUAGACAUUGCCAAUAUAAAAGCUGUUGGAGUUAGCAAUCAGAGAGAGACAACUGUGGUUUGGGACAAACUAACUGGAGAACCUCUCUAUAAUGCUAUUGUGUGGCUUGACCUAAGGACCCAGCCCACAGUUGAGAGGCUGCUUAAAAGAAUUCCAGGGCAGAAUAAAUCCUUUUUAAAGAGUAGGACUGGCCUCCCACUUAGCACGUAUUUCAGUGCUGUGAAGCUUCGCUGGCUGCUAGACAACGUGAACGAGGUCAGGCAAGCAGUUCUGGAGGAGCGAGCUCUGUUUGGUACAAUUGAUUCAUGGCUGAUAUGGAGUUUGACAGGUGGAAAAGAUGGAGGUAUUCAUUGCACUGAUGUAACAAAUGCUAGUAGAACAAUGCUAUUCAACAUUCAUUCACUGGAAUGGGAUGAGGAACUGUGCAAAUUUUUUGAAAUUCCUAUGAAAAUACUUCCCAAAAUACGGAGUUCGUCUGAGAUUUAUGGAUUAAUGAAAAUCUCCCCUAACCUGAGUUCUGGAGCUUUGACUGGUGUACCAAUUUCUGGGUGCUUAGGUGACCAGUCUGCUGCUUUAGUGGGACAAAUGUGCUUCAAAGAUGGCCAAGCAAAAAACACGUAUGGAACAGGCUGCUUCUUACUCUGUAAUACAGGACAAAAGCCUGCACUUUCUGAACAUGGCCUUCUGACCACAGUGGCUUAUAAACUGGGCAGAGAUAAACCUGUAUGUUAUGCAUUAGAAGGCUCUGUUGCCAUAGCUGGUGCUGUUGUUCGUUGGCUGAGGGACAACCUUGGUAUUGCAAAGUCUUCAGAUGAAGUUGAGAAGCUUGCUGCUGAAGUAGGCACUUCUUAUGGCUGCUACUUUGUCCCAGCAUUCUCAGGAUUAUAUGCACCAUACUGGGAACCCAGUGCAAGAGGAAUAAUCUGUGGCCUUACUCAGUUUACAAAUAAAAACCAUAUUGCCUUUGCUGCACUAGAGGCUGUCUGCUUUCAGACACGUGAGAUACUGGAUGCAAUGAACAAGGAUUGUGGCAUACCACUAAGCCAGUUACAAGUCGAUGGAGGGAUGACCAACAACAAGAUCCUUAUGCAGCUCCAAGCUGACAUUCUCUGUAUUCCAGUAGUAAAGCCAUCUAUGCCUGAAACUACAGCACUGGGAGCAGCUAUGGCAGCAGGAGCUGCAGAAGGAGUGGGAGUCUGGAGUCUAAAUCCUGAUGACUUUACUGCAGUAACUUGUGAACGUUUUGAGCCACAAAUCAAUCCUGAGGAAAGUGAAUAUCGCUAUACCAGGUGGAAGAAGGCUGUUAAGAAGUCAAUGGACUGGGAAACAUCAGAACCUCAAGGAAAUUGUGAAACUAGUAUCUUCUGUAGUCUGCCUUUGGGCUUUUUUAUAAUGAAUAGCCUGUUAAUGUUAAUCGGAGCAAAGUACAUCUCAGGGAAUUGCAAAUGAAGCUCCUUAAUGGAUUUCCAGGAGACCACAACAUCUGAAGAGAAUCUGGUGCUCUCUUCUGUUGUGACGGCAUUGUUUUGACUCAGUUUAUUGUCAAAAUAAUAUGUGUGACCAUUUAGGGAAGGAUGAAUAAGGAACACACACAACAUUGCUGCCACCUGUUCCCUGCUUAAAUAUACGCUGGACAGAAGCCUAGGUUCGCUUCCUUAUCUGCCAUCACUCUGUUUAUACAAUUUGACCUGGAAGAUAGCCAUAAGCAAGUUAGAUUUUGAAAACAUCUUACUGAUCAAACAUUUGACAUUAUAUACACAAAUGUAAAAUCAUGGUGGCUUUUUCCAGUUCCUAGAAAACCACCCAUAACAAUGUCCACUGCCUGCCAAACCAUCUCUGUAGCGACUGAGGGAGCAACAACUGUUUUUUAACAUGAUCAUCAUUUAUUAUUGAAGUAUCAGUGGUGCUGUUUUCUUAAACACCGCCUUCUGUUUGUUGAUUUUUGUCUCUUCCGUUCAUGUUCAUUAUGUAGGAGUACUGAAGACUCUAAAAAUCUGUAAGUGCCAGAAGCUUCUUGGCUAAAGGAGUUUGAGUUUUUCAGAAUAUACUUUAAAUAUACAGGCUUUCAUAUAUACUGACAAGCCAAAGACCCAAGAAACAAGGAAGCAACAUAUUUGAAGGACGGUAAUAGCCAACAGUAAAAAUUAGACAGCAAGGUGAAAAGACAUAAGAAGGUUUAAAUAGCGAAACUUGCCAUGUUUUCUCUUGGAAGGUACAGUCUCAAUGAAACUUUCUGUGGCUAGCUUGUGUAGGACCUGGUGGUGGGAAAUUGGAUUUUUUAACUGUAUGUCAUUUCAAAGACUGGACCAAAAGCUUCCCCUUAAAUCUUAGCAAGUAGCAUUAUGGGGAGUGGCAGUUACAUUUCUUUGAUGAAAGCACCAAGUAUCCAAAUAUGAGCAAAAUAUGUGUAAGCCACAAAGUUCAAAAUUAAUGUGUUUCAAAAUACCACCGUCUGCAACUUGCCAGGGGAGAAUUGUUUGCAUUUUUCUUGUUAAUAAAAAAUAUCACUUGGACCCACCACCACCCUUCCAGCUCCACACCACACAUGCAUACACACACACACUGCUAGUGCAUAGGCCAGUCAUCUUCCCGAUCUUAAAAAAAAAAAUGGUAUCAACAGAGAAAUGGUGGGAGCAGGGUGGUGGAGAAUAGAUGAGUAAGGCCAGCAAAGGAGAAUACCCUUUUUGAAGUUUCCUAUCUGAUGAAGUUUUGUCAAAGGCCACCUUCCAAUUCCUCCCAGGUCCAAGCAUGUCCCAAGUAUCCUUUUCUCUUACUGCUAGUCCUGUCUAUAGCUGUGAGGACCUUUGCUUUCCAUGCCACUAAAAUAAGUUGUAGGCAAGAAGUUGGUCAAUGUACUUGAAGAUGUCUCAAAUUUGAUGAAAUAUACCUGCAAAAUUUUGCAAAAAGUUGUACCCAUGAAAUAAAUAAUAUAGCUUACUUCCUGCCAUAAAAUCUCACACUAGUGAGUAUUCCAAUAAAUAGAAAAGGCUUGCUGCUAUUUUUCAAUAUGAAAUCACCUGAUCCGAUGGCUCAGUCUGUGAACAUUUUGAAUGACAGUAAUAUUGCUACAUAUGUGCACUAGGAGCUAAAGGGAAUAUGCAUGUUCAAAAUGUUUCCAUGUCUGUCUUGUGUGAAGUUGCCUUCACUUUUAGAGAAUGUGUGCGGUGCAUCAUUUAGAACAGCUGUCCCCCAACUUGGUGCCCUCUAGAUAUUUUAGCUGACAGCUUCCCAGCAUUCCUAACUGGAGCUGAUGGAAGUUGUCACCAAAACAUCUGGAGUGCAGGAGGUUGGGGAAAGCUGAUGUAGGAAUUUACUGAAAUUUAAAGGGAUUGAAAGGAUUUUUAAGUCUUUACAAAAUAUUUAAUAUAACUACGUUCUCAUUAAGUGCAAUGUAAUUGACUUUUGAUACUGUUUCGCAUGUGUGCUUUGGUGUGAAAUGUAGGAUGCUCUCGACAACUUUUCAUUGUUGCCGCUUACAUGUAACCCGAGAGAUAAAUGUCUCAGCAAGUAACUGAGCACAAUUUAAGGUUCUUUUGUUUAUUGAGUUGAUCUAUAUGUGUCAAAUUGAGAGUGAGAUUUGUGAAACUUCAAAGCUCCACUCUGCAUGUACGGCAUAGGCGUCAUAUGGAAAGCCAACAGUUUCCAUGCCUACAUGAUUCGUGUGCUAAUACAGCAUAGAAUCUUCAUUUCAUGGGCUGCACAGUUAGAUGAAAGAGGAGGAGAGCUUUUCUGAAGGUAGUCUUUAGUGGCACAGAUAUGUUGCCUGUUCCUAUUAAUUGCACUAGGAAGUCCAUGAGGUAGACACAGAUGUAGGAUAAACAUCUUACAGUACUGGGCUUCAGAGAUGCAAGUUGUGCCAAAUUCUAAUCCCCCUUUUCCAAAUAAAUUCUGAAACAGCAAACCUUAAAUGAACCUUAAAAUCACUUGUUUCUUGGGCUGCCAUAACUUGUGUCCUGCUGCUACUUUAUAUGGCAUACCAUGAUGAUCAGUUUCAACUACAGUUUCUGGGAGAAUAUAGGACAUUAAAUUAUUUUUCUGAAAUUAUAAUUAUAGUUGCAAUUUUGUAAAAAUGGACCUAAUUCUACUUUUUCUACAAAACAGAAUUAAAUUAACUGUGGAAACUUUGUUCACUUUUUGUGAAUAGAAAACUGUGAUUUUGUUUUCUAUUAUACUUUUAAAUUCUUAAAUGGACACACUAAAAAUAUGUAACAGUAACACUGGUUGCUUUUGCACAAUUAGGAAUAAAUGUGACAUAAUCUUGUCCUUGAUCUUGUUUUCAAUUAUGUUUGCAAUGGAAUCCAUGAAUAAAAUAAAAAUGAAA
This is a messenger RNA of Varanus komodoensis (Komodo dragon), 4696 nucleotides long. It is a transcript of the gene GK, whose product is annotated as glycerol kinase. Lineage: Eukaryota; Metazoa; Chordata; Lepidosauria; Squamata; Varanidae. The record is from RefSeq and is a predicted model, not a curated record. Gene Ontology annotation, cellular component: mitochondrion. Gene Ontology annotation, molecular function: glycerol kinase activity. The transcript is spliced from 21 exons. Gene Ontology annotation, biological process: glycerol-3-phosphate biosynthetic process; glycerol metabolic process; triglyceride metabolic process. Bases 133 to 1824 code for a protein of 563 amino acids.